Schizosaccharomyces cryophilus OY26 is the source of this 1661-nucleotide messenger RNA. Its product is annotated as mitotic spindle checkpoint protein Bub3. Gene Ontology annotation, molecular function: ubiquitin binding. NCBI's taxonomy places the organism in Eukaryota, Fungi, Ascomycota, Schizosaccharomycetes, Schizosaccharomycetales, Schizosaccharomycetaceae. The transcript has 2 exons. Gene Ontology annotation, cellular component: kinetochore; mitotic checkpoint complex; bub1-bub3 complex. The record is from RefSeq and is a predicted model, not a curated record. Gene Ontology annotation, biological process: mitotic spindle assembly checkpoint signaling. The coding region runs from base 179 to 1141 and encodes 320 amino acids.
AUCGAUGUCCGUUAAGAAUAAAAGUUAAGUUUGAAAAAGAACAAAUUGUAAGAGAAACCAAGCAACAAUCAAAAAUAUGUGAAAAGGUGAUUCUGUAUGACUGCCACCCUUAUUACAAUGCAUGUAUUCACCGCAUUAUCUCCAAGAGUAGCUUAGACCUACACGGGACUCAUUGGGCAUGCCAUCUAUAUUGACACGGCUAAAUGACUUUAAAGAUGGAAUAUCAAGUAUAAAAUUUUCCCCUGUAGAGAAGGAUCACUUGCUUAUAGGCUCCUGGGACAAUGGCCUAAAAUUAGUAAAGGCGACAGAAGAACAGCAUUGCUUACAGAGUUAUCCUGUCUCUAAUCCAGUCCUGACCGUUGGAUAUUUGAAUGCGACAACAGCUUUUGCUGGAAGUCUUGAGGGACUUGUGCAUUUAGUAGACAUUCCAUCUGGAACUCAUUUAGUCAUUGGCAAGCAUGGAAAGGGUGUCUCUUGUACGGCUAAUAUUCAAGAAUCUGAUUGCUUCGUGACAGGCUCUUGGGACCAAUCUUUUCAGUUAUGGGAUGCUCGACAAAAGAAUGCCAUAGAUAAAAGGUUUAUUGAAAAAAAGAUCCUAGCUGCUAGUUCAGCUUUUAAUAUUCUGGUCUUUGGAUGCACAGAGAGAGAGAAUUUGGUUUAUGAUAUUCGUAAUCUAAAGAUGCCUUUUCAAAGAAAACCAUCAACCUUUAAGUACAUGACUAGAGAUGUUUGCUGUCUCCCAGGUGCAGAAGGGUUUGUGUCCUCAAGUAUUGAAGGAAGGACGUCUGUAGAGUAUCUCAAUCCAAGUCCUGAGUGGCAGAUCAAGAACUUUACAUUUAAAUGCCACCGUCAAAUUCAGCAGCAGCAUGACAUUGUAUAUCCUGUGAACUCUCUUGCUUUUCAUCCUAUCCACCAAACUCUUGCUACGGCUGGCGGCGAUGGAUCUGUGGCUUUUUGGGACAUUCAAGUGCGUAAGCGACUCCGAGUUCUUUAUCCCUCUAAAACAAACGUUUCUAGUGUUGCCUUUAAUUUUGAUGCAUCUUUACUUUCUGUUGCUACUUGUGCUCAAGAUGAAGCUAACGGGAAUGUUUACAUAUAUGCUUUGGAAAGUGACUUUGCUUCACCCAAGAAAAGUACUUGAUCAUCGUGUGAACGUUGAACUAUCAGUUAAUGUGAAGUUGUAAAAGUUUCGCCUCGUCUCACUCAGUUUGGAUUAUAUAUAUUUCAUUCGAUGUACAUCUACCUACUCAAACCUACUGUUCCUAAAAGGUUUACUUGAAGAGCUCUCAUGUUUGGUUCCGUCAAAAUAACGCUCUUUAAAUGUUAAGCAGAAAGUAAAUUUGAGAGAGCUGGAUUUUUCACGGAAAUGCAACUAUAUAUAAAGUUCUUUACAAUGUUCAUAAAGCUAUUACUAUGCUGGUUCAUUCAAAACUAGCUACUGUUUAUCACUACCCUCCGCACUGUGUUUCCUUCAGGUGUGACUGAGUCCAAGAAAUGGUUUUUUGUGAAUGGAAACCAUACAAUUGUUUUCUAGCUUGAUUGUAUGAAUUACUGUAACAGUGGACCAGUUUCUUAAGGCCCACUAAUUAUAAUGUUCAUGGGCCAGUAGUGUAUCAGCGCUUUCUAAUACUUCGUCUAUAUUAUCUAUAUUUAUCUUGUUU